CAGGGGCAAGAUGGCGGCCGAGAAACAGGUUCCCGGCGGCGGCGGCGGCGGCGGCGGCAGCGGCGGCGGCGGAGGCGGGGGCGGCCGCGGCGCGGGAGGAGAGGAGAACAAGGAGAACGAGCGUCCGUCCGCCGGGUCGAAGGCGAACAAGGAGUUCGGGGACAGCUUGAGCUUGGAGAUUCUCCAGAUCAUUAAGGAGUCUCAGCAGCAGCAUGGCCUGCGGCAUGGAGACUUUCAGAGGUACAGGGGCUACUGUUCCCGCAGACAGAGGCGACUCCGGAAAACACUCAACUUCAAGAUGGGGAACAGACACAAAUUCACGGGGAAGAAAGUCACUGAGGACCUUCUCACCGAUAAUAGGUAUCUGCUGCUGGUGCUGAUGGACGCUGAACGGGCUUGGAGCUACGCCAUGCAGCUCAAGCAAGAGGCCAACACGGAGCCCCGGAAACGCUUCCACUUGCUGUCACGCCUCCGCAAGGCCGUGCAGCACGCGGAGGAGCUGGAGCGUCUGUGUGAGAGCCGGCGUGUGGAUGCCAGGACCAAGCUGGAGGCACAGGCGUACACUGCUUACCUCUCUGGAAUGCUGCGCUUCGAACACCAGGAGUGGAAAGCUGCCAUCGAAGCUUUUAACAAGUGCAAAACCAUCUAUGAGAAGCUUGCCAGCGCUUUCACCGAGGAGCAGGCCGUGCUGUACAGGCAGCGCGUGGAAGAGAUCUCGCCUAACAUCCGCUACUGCGCCUACAAUAUCGGGGAUCAGUCUGCCAUCAACGAACUCAUGCAGAUGCGACUGCGGUCUGGGGGCACGGAGGGCCUCCUGGCCGAAAAGUUGGAGGCCCUGAUCACGCAGACCCGAGCCAAGCAGGCGGCCACCAUGAGCGAGGUGGAGUGGAGAGGGAGGACAGUGCCGGUGAAGAUCGACAAAGUCAGGAUCUUCCUGCUGGGGCUAGCUGACAAUGAGGCAGCCAUCGCCCAGGCCGAAAGCGAGGAGACCAAGGAGCGGCUGUUCGAGUCGGUGCUCAGCGAGUGCCGGGACGCCCUCCAGGCCGUUCGUGAGGAGCUGAAGCCAGACCAGAAGCAGAGAGACUCAGUUCUCGAAGGGGAGUCGGGCAAGGUGUCUAACCUGCAGUACUUGCACAGCUACCUGACCUACAUCAAGCUGUCCACGGCUGUCAAGCGCAACGAGAGCAUGGCCAAGGGUCUGCAGAAGGCACUGCUGCAGCCACAGCCCGAGGACGACAGCAAGCGCUCACCACGGCCACAGGACCUGAUCCGGCUCUACGACAUCAUCCUGCAGAAUCUGGCGGAAUUGCUCCAGCUGCCGGGCCUGGAGGAGGACAGAGCCUUCCAGAAGGAGAUCGGGCUCAAAACGCUGGUGUACAAGGCCUACAGGUGCUUCUUCAUCGCUCAGUCCUACGUACUGGUGAAGAAGUGGAGCGAAGCCCUGGUCCUCUACGACAGGGUCCUCAAGUACGCCAGCGAGGCCAGCUCUGAUGCCGGCGCCUUUAAGAACAGCCUCAAGGACCUGCCUGAUGUGCACGAGCUCAUCACACAGGUGAGGUCGGAGAAGUGCUCCCUGCAGGCGGCGGCCAUCCUGGACGCCAGCGACCCCCAUCCCACAGAGAGUAGUGCCCAGAUCAAGGACAGCAAGCCUCUGGUCGAACGGUUUGAGACCUUCUGCCUGGACCCAUCCCUGGUCACCAAGCAGGCCAGCCUGGUCCACUUUCCUCCAGGCUUCAGACCCGUGCCCUGCAAGCCGCUCUUCUUCGACCUGGCGCUCAACCACGUGGCCUUCCCUGCCCUCGAUGACAAACUGGAGCAGAAGGCCAAGAGUGGCCUCACCGGCUACAUCAAGGGCAUCUUUGGGUUCAGGAGCUGACCAGGCUCUGCUUGGGGGCGGGGGGGCCGCUCUGAGUCUGUAUGUGCGAGAGGCCUCACGGGUUCUGACGGGGAAUCCAGCCUGCAGCGGCCCGGGCAGGACAGCCUGCCAGCCUGGCUCCCUCUGAGCGUCUGUGCCCUUCCGCUGGUGACGGCAGACUCCCGCUGGGGGUGCCUGUGACGCGUGGCCCAGGGUCAGACCCGUGGGCGGACUCCCCCAGGCCCAGACCGGGUCCUGGGCGUGCUGGACUGUUUUCUUCAGUCCCAUGGACCUGAAAUGAACUCAUCCUUGCCAGAAGCUUCUGAGCCUCUCAGAACAUGGGCCCAUGAUGGGGAACACUGGCGGCGUCACCCCAGAGCAGCGCCGGCCCUGUCCUCCUCCCCGCUGCAGGAAAGUUCCGGAGCGUCACGGCAAGCAAAGAGCUCUAUUUUUAGAAGAAACAUGUCACACUCAAAAUGAUGCAAACAAAUCUUAUAUUAAAAGGCCGAGAUGCUGGA
Molecule: messenger RNA, 2373 nt
Organism: Sorex fumeus (smoky shrew)
Lineage: Eukaryota; Metazoa; Chordata; Mammalia; Eulipotyphla; Soricidae
Gene: SRP68
Product: signal recognition particle 68
Exons: 16
Coding region: 11-1876 (621 amino acids)
Biological process (GO): SRP-dependent cotranslational protein targeting to membrane
Cellular component (GO): signal recognition particle, endoplasmic reticulum targeting
Molecular function (GO): 7S RNA binding; endoplasmic reticulum signal sequence receptor activity; signal recognition particle binding
Source: RefSeq, a predicted model, not a curated record